This is a messenger RNA of Impatiens glandulifera, 1005 nucleotides long. RefSeq names its product dammarenediol 12-hydroxylase-like. Gene Ontology annotation, molecular function: monooxygenase activity; heme binding; iron ion binding. The transcript has 2 exons. The record is from RefSeq and is a predicted model, not a curated record. Gene Ontology annotation, biological process: sterol metabolic process. NCBI's taxonomy places the organism in Eukaryota, Viridiplantae, Streptophyta, Magnoliopsida, Ericales, Balsaminaceae. Bases 1 to 1005 code for a protein of 334 amino acids.
AUGGAGCUUCUUCUCACGUUUUCUCUUGUCCUAUUUGCAUUCCUCGCCAUCUCAUUUACACUAAAUUACAUCUUCACCCGAAAAGUUAAGAAUGAAAAAACCAAUCUUCCUCCAGGAAAUUCAGGAUGGCCAGUGAUCGGAGAAACCCUAGAAUAUUUCUCGAAGCUUAAAGAUUGCAUUCCCGAACAGUUUGCAACGGAAAGAAUGAAAAAAUACUCGACCAAAGUGUUCCGAACAAACAUAAUUGGUCAUCCGACAAUAAUCUUGGCCGGAGUUGAAGGAAACAAGUUUUUAUUCUCUAACGAGAAUAAGCUUGUUCAGGCAUGGUGGCCGGCGACAAUGGACAAGAUAUUUCCUAAAUCGAGCAAGAAAACGGCGAGGGAAGAGUUUAUUAAGGUGAAGAAAAUGCUUCAUUCGUUUCUUAAAGCUGAUGGGCUUCAAAAGUACGUGGAAAUUAUGGAUUUGGUUAUGAGAGAGAGUUUGGAGAGAGAUUGGAAGGGGAAGAAUGAGGUUUUGGCCGGCGAGGUUGUGAAGAAAUAUACUUUUGCACUUGCUUGUAGGGUUGUUUUGGGAAUUGAUGAUUCUGAAAAACUUGACAAACUUGCUAAGCCCGUACAAGAUAUUGCUAAAGGGGUCAUAUGUGUACCAAUCAAUUUUCCUGGAACCGCACUUAACCAAGCAAUAAAUUCAUCAAAGGUGAUGAGAUUGGAAAUAAAAGAAAUGAUAAAGAAGAGGAAGAUAGAGAUCGCGGAGAAAGUAGAACAAAAGAAAAAUGUUCUUUCAACUUUGCUUUUGGCAAGCUGCGACGAGAACUCACAAUUCAUGAAUGAUGGAGACAUUUCAAGCCACAUUGUUGGACUCUUCAGUGCCGGCUUCGACACUCUCAAUUCUCCUCUAAGCUUUAUAAUGAUGUAUCUCGUUGAUUAUCCCGAUAUUUAUGAGAAAGUCCUCAGUGGUAUAUAUAUGAUUUUGUUUAUGUUCUUUAUCAAGUUUAAUUUAACUUAG